Messenger RNA from Urocitellus parryii (Arctic ground squirrel), 2322 nucleotides. It is a transcript of the gene Cenpx, whose product is annotated as centromere protein X. Gene Ontology annotation, cellular component: FANCM-MHF complex; Fanconi anaemia nuclear complex. Gene Ontology annotation, biological process: kinetochore assembly; resolution of meiotic recombination intermediates; DNA repair. The record is from RefSeq and is a predicted model, not a curated record. Lineage: Eukaryota; Metazoa; Chordata; Mammalia; Rodentia; Sciuridae.
UUCGCGGAGCGCGGGCUGCGGUGGCGGUCAUGGAAGGAUCCUGUGCGGGCUUCCGGAAGGUGUCAAGCCACACAGAGGGAAGCCCAACAGCUAGGCCCCACAGCAGAGCCUACUUUUUAAGACCUCAGCAGCCCAGUCUUUCCUCGACGGUGCCCUUCCACCCACAACCCGGAAAUGGCACCCAAUUUCCUGCCAAGGAGAGCUUAACAGGUCUCAGGCCUCUGUCCAGCCCCUGCCUAGCUAACUGCAGCCCAACUCCUGUUCCCACCACACCGGUCACCUCCACCAGAACAAUGAUGCCCCUUUGCAUCCACUAUGCAGCAUGGAGCUGGUGCCAAGUGAGACAGUAUUGGUGGGCAGAUCUUCCCAGGCCUCUGGAGCAGGAGCUGGUGAGCAGGCUGCUGCACCUGCACUUCAGGGAUAGCAAGACCAAAGUCAGCGGGGAUGCACUGCAGCUCAUGGUGGAGUUUCUGAGGAUCUUUGUUGUGGAGGCAGCUGUCCGGGGGGUGCGCCAGGCCCAGGCAGAGGGUGCAGUGCUUGUGGACGUGGACCAGUUGGAGAAGGUGCUCCCUCAGCUGGUACGUGGAGUGCAGGAUGGCUGGUCUGGGGUGUCCUGGGGGGUGCCUGGCUGGCUGCUGAGUGCCCUUCUCCCCAACAGCUCCUGGAUUUCUAGGGAUGUUCAUCCUCCCUAGGUCACCCCCAGGGUGGCUGAGUGUCUUCUGAGGCCUGUGGGGUCUGCAGUGCAUUGACAACAGUGUUAUCACCUGGUUCUCAAGAACCUCCUCCAGUGUUUGAAGGGCACUAAGGACCUAGCACUCGGUGCCCUUAAUAGUAUCCUGUCCCCGUGGCUCCCAGCCUGAUGAGACUCUGGGACACACAGGCAGGUACAGGGAACAGAUGGACUGGCCUGCUUCCCAUUCCCAGCCAUGCCAGUAUGUAUUGUAGCCACCCCAGUAUUAAGAGCCCACCAGCAGCUUGUUAACCAUAUGGGCCUCCCCUAGAGGAUGCCCCCCCUCCAAGCUGCAAAUUUGUUCCCACAGACGAACACCAAUAAAUCAACAUCUCUUCUCCCAGGCUUUGCCUUGUUCCUCCUGGUCACCAAAGUCAAGUUGCUUCAAAGCCUUAGCCUGCAUGUCCCCUUUCAUCCAUCUUGGUAGAAUGAAGCCACACCCUUAGGAAGGAGAGGAUGGGCAACAAAUGGCAUGUGUGCACUGUCCACCAGGGACUAGGCCAGGCCACAAGACAAGAGCCUCUACACAUGUGGCCAGCUCUCCUACAACAUACUGUUCCGUUCACAGGCCACAGCAGGCAGUCAUGUCCAGGAGCAUUGCCAUGUGCUGGUCUCGGGCCACGGGGCCCACUUACUAUGGCCAGGACCAGGAUACACAGGAUGAGAGGGACCCAGAGACCAGAUAGAUGCUUCCAGGUCUUGUACCUGCUUCAAAGCCAUGCUGAAACGAAAACGGGCCUCUCCCAUCCCUGCUCGCCAGUGGCCCCAAGCAAAGUACAGGUCAGCUGCAGGCCAUGCCCACUGCCCACCUCAGCAAUGCAAGGCUGUGUGGUCCCAUGCAGGUGGUCUGGCAGUCCCAACGCUCAGACUGGCCAGCUAGCUCCACUUGUGCUGGAAUUCAGGAGGCACACAGGGUCUUCUAUCCCUGUCCCCAGCAGCACCUUGUAGGGCUAGAGAGUCCCCUCCUUGAAGCACCCAAAGCUGUUCUGUCAGAACACAGGGCGGGGACACCACUAUACCACUGGGCACUUGGCAUCAGAUGUGGCCUCCUGGACUCCUGCAGGUUUCAGGUCUGGUGGGGGAUGGGCACGUUUGGAGGGUGUGUGUUCAGGCCCCAGGGCAGGAUGGACAGCACCUGCUCCUGCUAGGGCCCAGUGUAGCCUUGGAGAACCUUUGGAGGCAGGAGCUGGCCUGGGCAUAAGCCCCACAGGUCCAAGGAGCAGCUGGGUAGGCAGGACUGCUCUGAGCUCCUGUGUGUCCCCACUCAGCAGACGGGUGUCUGCAGAAGUCAGGAGAUCUGCAAGGGAGGGGCUGGCUGGUGGUGACACAAGGGCUCCAACUAGUGUAAGUGCCGGAACUGGCUCUGCAGUCCUGAUGGGGGCCCAGGAAAGGGUCACCAGGAUACCCUAUGCUAGGCCCUGCCCAGGGCGGCCCUGCAGGGGUAGAGGAAUGGCCUACUUUCUCCUCCUCCUUUCUAGUAGAGUACUGAGAUUAAUUUGGUGACAAUAGGGAGAAAGCCAUUGCACCUAGGGUCUGGCCUGCCCAGACCUUUUGCAGGGGACACCAGAACUCUUGUAUCAGGAACACCAGUC